ACUAGAAGAUCAAUAGCUUUUCUAUCUAACAGAAUACGGUGUUUGAUACUAAAAGCAGUUCAGUGUACGGUUUAAAUUCACGUGGAUUGUAGCAUUGGAAAUUAUCAUGAUAUAAUGCGACGUUUAAAGUCAGAAUUUCACAUGGAAUCCUUAUAUAAGGAUACGGAUUUUCAAUAAUAGAGGACGUCGAGAUAACAGCAUGCCAACCCCGAAGCCGUCCCCUCAGCAGUCGGACCCCGUCAGGUCCAUGCAGGAGUCCAAUGCCUUUCUCAGGGGGUACCUCAGUCGAAUCGAGGCUGUCAAAGAGAACCAGACAUUGGAACAACUCUACAGGGACCUCGAUGUCCAGUUGACAAAAUCCGCAUCAGCAUCGCGUCUGGCGCGAGCAUAUGCGGACAAACUGGUCUCAGCUUCGCAAGAAAGUGCGGCCAUCUUGGAAUCUAUAUCCGCUGCCAUGAAAAAGAGGAUUGAAGGUUUGCGGCCUAAAGAGGAGAAGGAGAAUGGGAAGCAGACGACGGAGGUGACGUCUGCGCGCGACGCAAAUGGUGGGUCGGAGAAGACGGAGAGGCCAGGGGCGAAACCGGGUGUGGUCGGCAAAGGCAGAGGCAAAUCACCUGUCUCCAAAACUCCCAACCGGACCCCAAGACAGCCCACGAAACCAAAAGCCAAACUGACUGAGCGGGACAUCUCCAAUGCCACGACUACUCUAUCACUGUACGAACUUCUGAUCAAAUGCUCUAACAAUGUCGACGAGCAGAUGAAGACCAUCCUCCAGGACGUUGUGGACACAGCGGCUGAUGCUGCCAAGGCGGUGUCAGGGCUUCAGACGGCGGCAGGAUUAGAGGUAUUGAAACAAAAAGUCGUCCGAGACAUGCCGGAUAUCGAAGCCCUGUACCGGAAGCAGUAUGAAGCCAUGAAAUCGGAGGCAAACACCGUAGCCAAGCAACAACAGGAUGAAGAGGAACAGAAAAGAAAGUUGGAACAAGAGAGAAAAGACCUUUUGGAGAGACAACGGCUUCAUGAGGAGGAAAUUCAACGACGCGCUCACGAAGAAGCGCAGCGACGAAUCAAAGAAGAAUUGGACAAAAUUAAGAAAGAGGCGAUGUCGGCUGACGAGAAGGUCAGGGAGGAAGAACGGGAGAAAAUCAGACAGGAGGAACGAGAGAAGAGACGAAUUGAAGAGGAGGAGGCGAAAAAGGCUACGGCGGAGAAGAAAAAGUUAGAAGAGAUGCAAAAAGAGAUCGAGGCAAAGAAGAAGGUCGAUGCGGCGGAACGGGAUCGACAGAGGAAGAUAGAUGACGAGAAGAGGAUUAAAGAAGAGGCAGAAAGUUUAAAGAGGAAUUCUGAACUCUGGCCGUUUUUCAUAUAUCCCAAAGACAAAAUGGAUCACGAUGAUGGUGUAGCCUGUAUCAUCCGAUCCUACCCUUCCAAGGUUGUGCCAGUCAGGCAGGAAGACAUCAGAGUUACAGUCGUAUCAGAUGAUGAAUACACCAAAAUGACGAGGAAUACGUUCGAGGCGGAGGAAGGAGAAGAACUGUGUAGUAGCGUUAUCAAAGUAGAGUCAAAGAAAGGCAACUUGAAAUUUGAGGUGCCGGCCCGUAUCGCCAUUCCUUGUAUUUGCUCAGCAGACGACAAGUACUACAGCCUCGUACUCAAUGUUCUGGACGAGCAUGGAAUCUGGAAUGACUGUGUCGGAGUUGAAACGAAGUUUACAGAUUUCGAGGGCGUUCGUUUCCUCGAGACUAACUUGUCGAGACUUGCUCCAAAGCUUUGUAUAGUGGUCGUAUCCCGUCUGAAGAAGGAUGAUCGCCGGCUCGCUCAUAUUGGGGGAACUCUCGCCUCAAAUGUCGUCGAAGGAGUCAGUCUCAUGUUCCCGAAAGGUGCACUGAAUGAGUCGCGACAUCUGGAAAUAUCGGUUGAACCCGUCCCGAAAGGUCGAGUAAAACAAUUAGAGAAAUUCAACGAUGCUUGCAGCAGCGUUCGGUCGACCGGUCCAGUGGUGCGAAUAGCCAACAUUGGAGGAAUCACAGAGUUCGGUCGGCCUGUCAUCGUCACCCUGCCCGAUGCGCCUUGUUCGGAGGAGAUCGAGGAUGAGACGGAUAGAUGCCUGGCUGAACUGAAUGAAGACGGAGAAUGGGUGGUUAGAUUAAAGCGGCGUAUAACUGUAGAAGACGGGAAAAUACGAUUCGAGAUCCGGUCACCAAGAUUUGGCUUCAUUGUAAUGAGAAUGGACAAGCCUCUCUCCGCCGAGGAGUGCGAAACUGCAGCCACCUGCAUAAGCAAUCACGUGAGAGACUACACAUUGAAAAUGGUGCUAAAACAGAAGUCCAGUGAUCCGGGGAAACUUGUAACGAACUGUGUGAUUGGUUGGAAGGCGGAGAAAUUCGGGUCAGAGGUCAAGGAUCAAGGUUUCGAUUCUGGCCCACCUGUUGGGCGAGAUUUUCUUGCGAAAGACGGUCAAAGGUUAGAGAUUCGUUUCCACGGGAAUGUAAAAAAUAAGCAAUACAACCAUGAAGUGAUUCCGUUAGUUUAUCGUCGGAAUAUGCCCGAUAUUUCCCGCAGGGAGUUCUCGAUCGAGGUCAAGAAUCCUCUCUUGCAGCACUUUAAAUCGGAAUACCAGGGGUUCAUUCAGGUUUGGCGCCACAUGGCGCUAGGUGAGAUCGAAAUGGAGGCAGAGAGCGAUGAAGUCGGCGAUGGUGACCCAAACAAGGGGUGGCAUCUUGUGGCCGAUUUCUCUGUUACUCUUCCAAAGACAACGAGAGCGUCUACGGUCAAAGGCACUUCAGAUGAUCCUCUGGAUGAGAUUAUUUUCGAGCAGUUAUCGAAUAGCAUGGAGAACUCCCAGCGCCUCCGGCUGAUGUUGAAGCUGGACUCGACGCAGGAAGGCAACGACGCCACUGCCUACGAUCCUUUGAGGUUCUCACAGUGGCUGUGGGAUUGGUACUGCAAGAUGAAGGCGCAUAAAAAGCAGAAAGAGCUGUUCGACCAGAUCAAGAAUGCCCUCAUGACGAGUGGAAGUACAAAGUUUGCUACUCAGUUGCAACAGUGGGGAGAUGUUUACAAAAUAGAGCGUGAUGCUAAUAUUGGAGAAGAAGAAAUUCUCGCCACAAUCCUUGAGAUGGCCAGCUCCGCCCAUAUCAUCAUCAUGAAUUGGAAAUACGUGGUGUCCCGGUUAGAGCCUCGGCUCCAGGAGACAGAUAUCAGCAACAUCGAGAGUUCUUGUGGCGAGGGUGCCAAAAAGGAGAAAUGUGUACAAGCAUUCAACCUGUGGCGAGAGAAAGUGGGUGGCGCCAUCCUGCCGGAGGCGUUUAUAGAUCUACUGAAGAACAUGGAGUACCACGCUACUGCAGUGAAGCUAGAGAACGAGCUGUACCAAAUGAGACAGAAGAUUCGUCUUGGACAGGAGGUAUCAUAAGAAAUCCUCGGCGAACCUAGAGGAGGCAAUGUGAUGAGAGUCACAUGAUUUCAGACCAUAUUUUGAACGGGCCGCAUCACAUGAAUGAAGUCAGCGAAUACAUCACUCUGUAGGGGUUGUGAAACCUGCCUUCCGAAGUCUUCCAAAGAUCACUCAAUCCUAACUCCUCGAUCCUGGAACUUACAGAACGUUGUUGCAGAAGUCACCGUCAAACAAAAUGUCCGUUCACCAACGUGGGCCUUCAAAUCGGGGACCAGUAUUCUCCAAUCAGGAGAGACCUAUCAUGCUUGCUCGGCGCAGAAAGCAUGGCCAUGAUUGGGUGCAGGGGAUCUGCAGGAUUGGCAGCCUAUUCGGAUGCAAUCCCAGUAGAUUGUUGAAGUGGAAAAUGGGUCAGCAGCGACAUAAAUUUUGUUCAUGAAAUACUCGUUUUGUACAAAUUUUAAAAUUCUUGAGCGUUCAAAUAGGGGCUUUCUCAGGGUAGUUCAUAUCCAAGAAAUUGAUUAUGACCUCAUACAGUAUUUCAUUCUUGUACGAUAAUAACACGUUGAUGUAAUAAAAGUAUUGUUUGAAAAUGUUGAUGUAUUAGAUGUAUCAAGUAUAGAUAAGAGAAGAAUGAACAACUCGAAAUGACCCCAUACAUAUCAAUAUUUGGAUGUAUUUAUGUAAAGUAA
Lineus longissimus is the source of this 4086-nucleotide messenger RNA. RefSeq lists its product as uncharacterized. The transcript is spliced from 15 exons. NCBI's taxonomy places the organism in Eukaryota, Metazoa, Nemertea, Pilidiophora, Heteronemertea, Lineidae. Bases 200 to 3415 code for a protein of 1071 amino acids. The record is from RefSeq and is a predicted model, not a curated record.